AUGGAAGAAAUCAACUUAGAAAACAAAUUACCGACACAUAACCGCACAAAAUUUAAUGAAGAUAAUCAAGAAAUGGUGACAGCUCCGGAUAAUCAUGGAUAUGAAACACAAAAUCACGAAAUAAUAGCAAGUAUGCCUCAGAAUGUGGAAAUGACUGAUGCGCUGUAUAAUAUUACAACCAACAGUAGAUUUCCUAAGUCUAGUAGUAAUCUUAAAACUUAUAAUCAAAAGAAUGAAAAUUUGUCUUCAGAAAUGAGCAGUAAUGACAAAACUAUUCCGGAAGGCACGUACAGAGUAUCUUACCACGUCACUGGAAGUGUAAGCAGUAAACAAGCAAAUAGAACUCAUAAUCUUCCAGCUUAUGAAUUAGCAUUAGAACCUGAUGUGGUUUUAGAGAUUCCAUUUAAUCAAACAAAUACUCUCACUAUUGAUAAAUUGAAGCAACUAGCAAGUCUCGCUACCAUUACAGAAUACAGCAACAGCAGUUUAUUUCGUCCUUCUGGAGGUGUAAUAUCAACGAAAGCCAUACCAUCGAGUUAUACGCUCAAUCAUGCAGGAUUUAAGAUAUUGACAAAAACUUACCAUAAAACUCAACCCUCUAAGCAAGAAGAGAAUAGUCUUAACAAAUCGGACAAAACUCCUAAGCCAUACCCAACGAAACCACAAAAGGAAAAAGAAGAAGUUCAAGAAGCAGUUAAAGAAGAAGAUUGCAAUAAUGCGACGUCCUUCCGCUGUUUAACUGGCCUGUGUUUACCUAUUACUUCGAGAUGUAAUCGCCUAAUGGAUUGCCCGGGAGGAGAAGAUGAACGUGCCUGUUCCUGCGCUGAUUACUUAAGAGCAGAAUUCUCUCAAACAAAAAUUUGUGACGGUGUUGUAGACUGUUGGGACUAUUCUGAUGAAAACAAAUGCGAAUGGUGUAAUGAAGGUCAAUAUGUCUGUUCGAAUGCACGACAAUGCAUAGACAUGGCCCGAGUCUGUGAUGGAACCCCAGAUUGUCCUUUUGGUGACGAUGAAAAAACUUGUGUUGCUCUGUCUGAUGAUAUUGAAGAUAAUGAAGUCAUACCUUACAAUGAAGAAGGUUUUGUUAUGGUGCGAAAGCGUGGUGAAUGGGGACGCUUAUGUGUAGAAAGUUUUGCAGACGUAGUAGCUGAGGCUCACAGUUCUCUGAAAUUACCUGACCUUGGUAGGGCUGUUUGUAGGGCAAUGACUUUUAGUGAAUCGAGAUGGGCACGCGAGGCCCGAGAGGGAAGGCGAGUGAGCUCCGCGGGCUACUGGGAGGUGUGGCAUAACACGGCGGCGCGCGCGGCCGACACCCGCCUGACUUUCCGACGCUCCCAGUGCGCGCGACGCAGAGCGUUACGCGUGCGAUGCAAGGACCUCGAAUGCGGAGUUCGUCCCCACGCCGAUGCUCAGCAACCUAGGGAUGUAACUGACGAGCGCGUGCGGUGGGGCAGGGUAGUGGGCGGCGGCGGCGCGGCGGCGGGCGCGUGGCCGUGGCAGGCUGCGCUCUACCGCGACGGCGACUUCCAGUGCGGCGCCACGCUCAUAGCCGCACAGUGGCUGCUCUCCGCUAGCCACUGCUUCUAUCAAGCUACAGAAGCGCACUGGGUGGCACGUCUGGGCGCAUUACGUCGGGGGGCGUGGCCGCGGGGGCCGUGGGAGCGCGUAGCCCGCGUCCGCCAGCUGGUGUUGCACCCGCGCUACGCAGCGCGUGGCUUCCGCAACGACAUCGCGCUGCUACGUGUAGAGCCGCUCCAGCUUCACGCGCGGCUUCGGCCCGCCUGCCUGCCGCCACCCCGCUCGCCGCCGCCCGCCGGACGGCACUGCACCGUGGUCGGCUGGGGCCAGCUUUACGAGCACGAGCGUGUCUUUCCGGACACACUGCAAGAAGUGGAGCUGCCUGUAAUCUCCACGGCGGAGUGCCGGCGGCGCACGCGGCUGCUGCCGCUGUACCGCGUCACGGACGACAUGUUCUGCGCGGGCUACGAGCGCGGCGGGCGCGACGCUUGCCUCGGCGACUCGGGUGGCCCGCUUAUGUGCCAGGAGGGCAGCAAAUGGUACAUCUACGGUGUUACGAGUAACGGGUACGGAUGUGCACGCGCGAACCGCCCCGGCGUCUACACGAAGGUGUCCAACUACAUCGACUGGAUCGACAGCGUCAUAGCCAAAUACACUCCUCAUGACAACGACACCACUAUAUUCAACGAGGACGAGCCUGACGAAGAUUUCUAUACGGAUUUAGAAACCGCGGAAAACAGAAGACAAACAUCAAUUGACACUUGUAGAGGGUAUAGGUGCCCUCUUGGUGAAUGCCUACCCUCAUCGAGUUUGUGCAACGGCUUCAUAGAAUGUUCGGAUGGCAGUGACGAAUGGAACUGCCAUAAAAAUGCGUUAAACACUUCUAGCAUCGAUCCGGAUUGA
Molecule: messenger RNA, 2421 nt
Organism: Parnassius apollo (apollo)
Lineage: Eukaryota; Metazoa; Arthropoda; Insecta; Lepidoptera; Papilionidae
Source: the annotation of a GenBank genome assembly